Messenger RNA from Daucus carota subsp. sativus, 2179 nucleotides. Its product is annotated as ABC transporter G family member 8. Gene Ontology annotation, biological process: transmembrane transport. Bases 128 to 1993 code for a protein of 621 amino acids. Gene Ontology annotation, cellular component: membrane. The transcript has a single exon. The record is from RefSeq and is a predicted model, not a curated record. Gene Ontology annotation, molecular function: ABC-type transporter activity; ATP binding; ATP hydrolysis activity. Lineage: Eukaryota; Viridiplantae; Streptophyta; Magnoliopsida; Apiales; Apiaceae.
CCCGGGAGACUCAUGGUGCACAACUGUUUUCUUCAUUUUAUUAUACUCUGCUGGUAGUCGUCUAGCUCAUAGCACUUGCUCACUUAGCUAGAGUUAACAAACACUUGGCACCACCUGUUUAUUUUUAAUGAAAAGAUUUGCAUCUGAUACUAGCAUAAGACCAACCAAGACUCCCCUACAAAUCAUUCUCCCUCCUUGCAAAUUGUGUAUAGACCUCUCAAUUAUGGCAGAUCCACAAUCACCUCAGAAACCUCCUCCAAAAACAUACCAAAUCACAGCUUCUUCAAUCUCCUAUUCCAAAUCCACCACCACAUUCUCUUUCAGAACUUGCACUCCAACACCUCCAAACUAUAUCUUACAAGACAUCACUCUCACUGCAUAUCCCUCUCAAAUCCUUGCCAUUGUAGGCCCAAGUGGUGCCGGAAAAUCCACCCUUCUGGACAUAUUAGCUGCAAGAACAUCCCCAACAAAUGGCACUUUACUUCUCAAUUCUUCCCCUCUUAAUCAUUCUUCAUUUCGCAAGCUCUCGGCUUAUGUUCCUCAGCAUGAUGCUUGUCUCCCUCUACUUACUGUUGCAGAGACUUUCGCCUUCGCAGCCAGCCUCCUUAACCCCAAAACAUCUGAGAUCUCUGUCAUUGUCAAUUCUCUUCUCACUGAGCUGAGAUUAACACAUUUAUCACAUACAAGGCUGGGAGAAGGCCUAUCUGGUGGAGAGCGUCGCCGUGUUUCAAUUGGCCUCAGCCUCCUCCAUGAUCCUGCAGUGUUGCUUCUGGAUGAGCCAACAUCAGGGCUCGACAGUACCUCUGCUUUCAACGUCAUGCAGACACUGAGAUCAAUAGCUGACUCGCGUCACCGGACCAUAAUCUUGUCAAUUCACCAGCCAAGUUUCAAGAUUCUGUCCACAAUUGAUCAAAUCCUCUUGUUGUCAAAAGGGAAAGUUGUGCAUCAUGGCACCCUUUCUUCCCUCGAAGCCUUCUUGUUAUCCAAUGGAUUCACUGUCCCUCCACAGCUCAACUCACUAGAAUAUGCGAUGGAAAUACUAAACCAACUCAACGUCACUAAACCGAUCACGCCUUCUUCAGAAAGUACCCCUUCAAUCCUCACUUGUUCUGAAACCAAAACAAGAGGAAAGAUCAGAUACAAAAGCUCCAGGCUCCAUGAAAUCGCGAUUCUUUACAACAGGUUCUUGAAGAUCAUUUACAGAACAAAACAGCUCCUCCUGACCAAUACAUUGCAGGCUCUCGGUGUAGGACUCGUUCUAGGAACAAUCUACAUCAAUAUAGGUUUCGACAAGACAGGAAUAGAGAAGAGAUUAGGACUCUUUGCAUUCACUCUCACCUUUCUUCUUUCCUCUACAACCGAAACUCUGCCAAUCUUCAUCAACGAGAGACCGAUCAUCCUUAGAGAAACUUCAAGCGGAGUUUACAGGAUAUCAUCAUACCUAAUAGCAAAUACGCUGGUUUUCCUCCCCUAUCUGCUCAUCAUCGCGAUUCUCUACUCUGCUUCAGUUUACUUCCUGGUUGGUCUUUGCGCAACAUGGCAAGCAUUCGCCUACUUUGUUCUGGUCAUAUGGGUUAUAGUCCUAAUGGCCAAUUCAUUUGUUCUGUUCCUCAGCUCCGUAGCUCCCAACUACAUUGCUGGAACCUCACUCGUAACAAUACUUCUUGCCGGAUUCUUUCUCUUCUCCGGCUACUUCAUUUCACAGGAUAACAUGCCUAAGUACUGGGUGUUCAUGCACUACUUCUCAAUGUACAAAUACGCUCUCGACGCCCUUCUGAUCAAUGAGUAUUCCUGUCUGCUGUCAAGGUGUCUGAUAUGGUUCGAUGAGGAAAACAAAACGUGUAUGUUCACGGGACGAGAUGUGAUGAUCAAGAGAGGACUCCAUGAGAAUCAGAGAUGGACAAACAUCUAUAUAUUGAUUGGUUUCUUCAUCUUUUAUCGUGUUCUUUGUUUGUUGGUUUUGAUCAGAAGGGUCUCUAGAUGCAAGAAAUGAUACUACAAAAACUUGCAUAAUUUCCCAAGUUUCUCCACCUAAAUCAUCACUAAGAUGUUCAAGUUGAUUCAUGUAUAAAUGAUUUCAAGCUUUGUGUUUCCUCAAGAAUCAAUGUUCUUACAAGAAUAUCCAAACAGAGAUCCCAACAUAUUACUCAUUCAUCGAAAUUGCAAAUAUAUUGCGACA